UCACCACUCCUUUUUGUCCAACUGUGCCGUGUGCGUCCACCAAUACGGACGUCGGUGCACAAAUUUCCAAUCCCAAACUAAACUCUCUCUCUCUCUCUCUCUGUGUGUGCAAUGGACGAGGUUAUCACGGUUACUGAUGCGUCGUCAAGUCUUCGAUCAUAUUCAUCAGACCCGUUUGUUAACCUCCCUCUCCUCUCUGCGUUCCUCGCCUGUGCUCUCGCUCAGUUUCUCAAGCCCUUCAUCGCCUGAGAUGGGAUUCUAGAAGGAUGGUUAGUUCAGGUGGAAUGCCAUUAUCACAUUCAGCCUUUGUUACGACUCUUACAGCAGCUAUUGGUUUACAAGAAGGAACUGGAGGAUCAACAUUUGCUAUUGCCGUUGUUUUGACGCAUGUUGUAUGUACUUUUUCAACCAGGUAAUGUAUGAUGCAUCUGGCAUUAGACUUCAUGCUGGUUGGCAAGCUGAAGUAAUAUCUUUUAUUGAAUCAAAUUGUGUGAGAGCUGCCUCAUGAACACACUAUCUCUAGUGUUAAACCUCUGCAACAUUCACUUGGUCAUACUCCAUUUCAGGGAGUUUGGAUACAACAGCCGUUGGAUUUCUCCAUUUGCAGAUUUGGGUGGACCCUACAUUAUUGGGCUGGAAUCUGAGAAGCCAUGACAAAAAAUUUUACCAUUUCAAGUAUGGACCAGUUUGUAUAUGGACCAGUUUGACAACAAUGGAUUUCCCUUCCUCAACUCUCAACUUGACCUAGCUGCCAUUUACCCAUUACCUUACACUCAUCAACCUCUCCACACCACAAACCUUCCACAAAAGCCAUGGACAAGUCCAAGAAGUCUCAAAUUCUAAAGCUCUCUCUAAUAGCUUUACUUCUCAUCACCACACCUCUCAUACCCACAACACUAAGGGCCACUUAUCUCUACUUUGUCUUCAACCUCCUCAUCAUAGCCCUUGGAGCUGAAGCUGGCCUUCUCUCAGUCUUCUCCAAAUCCACAGAUGACAAAAAACCACAACCCACAAAGCCGGUGGCUGCUUCAGAAUCAUCUCCUCCACAUAAAGAGGAGCCACCCAAUGCCACCGGUGGAGCCACCGCUCCUGAAAAGCCCAAGGUGGUGGAAAAGUGCUUGUCGGAGAAGAUUGGUGGCAGCGGCGCUAUGACGGUGCAUAAGGUGAAGAAAUGUCCCUCAAUGCCGAGUAUUUUCUUUAUAGGAGGCGGUGAGGCUGAGGCAGAGGAGGUGGUGGAUAAUGAUGAUGAAGAAGAAGAAGUUGAAGGAGAAGAAGUUGGGGAUGUUAAUGGGCAAGAGCUUUUUACAAAAGCUGAGACAUUCAUUGGGAACUUCUAUAAGCAGCUGAAGAUGCAGAGGGAAGAGUCAUGGAAGAGGAUUCAUGGGCUUUAUCAGAAGGCCUUUUGAGCAACAAGUAGCCUUUGAUUUUUCUUAAUUCCUCCUGGAAAAUAUUCAGGUUUUUUUUUUUUUUUUUUUUUUUUUUUUUUUUUUUGGGAUAAAUAAGAAAAUAUUGAUUUAUCAAUCUUGGAUCAUUUGUUUGUGAAGAUUGAUGGUUAAUUAAGUAGAGUUGAACUACCACUCUACUUGAGAUUCUUCUCAACUUUAGGACUGUCAAGAUUUUUUUUUUUUUCAAUAAUGUGAGUGAUACUAGUAAAAAGUAAUUAACAAACAUAUUAGUUAGACGCAAUGUUAUAAGUAGGCCCAUUCAAGUAGGAUUUACAUGCAAGUUUUGUGUUGUGAUUAAUAUCUAUUGUAAUUUGUUUAUUGACAAUGGCCAAGCGUUUCAUGUCUUUCUUC
Camellia sinensis is the source of this 1796-nucleotide messenger RNA. RefSeq lists its product as uncharacterized. Lineage: Eukaryota; Viridiplantae; Streptophyta; Magnoliopsida; Ericales; Theaceae. The record is from RefSeq and is a predicted model, not a curated record.